Effrenium voratum is the source of this 5094-nucleotide messenger RNA. The record is from the annotation of a GenBank genome assembly. Lineage: Eukaryota; Dinophyceae; Suessiales; Symbiodiniaceae.
AGCUCAAAACCUUAAUCCCCCCCUACCGUUACGCAGGCAGUGCGAAGGAUGUAUUCCCCGCUGCUGCAUGCAUUAUUCUUCUCUGUGGCAGCCACUGCCCGGAAGUGUGAUGGAUCUUGCGAGGCAGCGGAGGCACGAGGGUUGCUCCAGAAGAAGGCAUCUCUGGACCAGCUGGUGAAUGUCAUCGAACACAUGCGCGAGGACGUGGCAAAGAUGAGGGAGCACGAACAAGAGCGGACCAAUGAGGAGAAACGCAUGAAAGAGGAAGUGGACAGCAUCAGAAGUUCUAUGAAAGACUUUGCGGGUACUUAUUUGGCCCCGGCUGGGCCUUCCUCUUCUUUGGCAAACAAAACGGCUUUGUUCCAAGGCUGCGCAGCAAAAUCCCAGAAGCUUCGAAUAGAGGCGCACGCAGAAAACCGAGAUCAAGCUGCGGUGGCAUCAGUGCACUCGGCUUGCCCAGCUGGGGAGUUGAAACUCCGCGACUACUCAGCCUCCAGCUUCGCUGAAGGCUGUUGCCCCGAAAGCAGCACCACCUGUGCUGGCUGCGCCGUGAGCAGCGCUGGCAGUUGCCAGAAGUGCGCUGGGGGCUUCUUGCUUCGAGCAGGCAAGUGUAUAUCCUGCGCCGACACUGUGGGCUGGGCGAGUUCGGCCGGCCUCACCUGUGCUCAGCUGCCGACCGGCGGCUGCGACGAUGUUAAGGUCAAAGGCCUCAGCAGCAAUGAGGCAUGCUGUCAGUGCGGGGGAGGCCACGUGACGGCCACGCCAUUCGCCUACGAGGUCCGGCACUGGGCGUUGGGAGAUACCGUGUCCAUGACUCCCACGCCCCGGACCGCGGAGCGCUACUCCCUGGACGAAGGCUGUGAGUUGGCGAACUACAACCUCACCAUGGACGGGGCCACGGGGGUUGUCUCCUCCGUGCCAGGUCGUGAUCCGGCACAAGAGGCCUUCAGUGUCGAGUGCACAGUCACCGCGCACCAGGCGGCAGGCGUGACCUUCGAUGCCAAGGUCCGCGUGGCUAUGGACUGGCUUGCCUAUUCCGUGCCCGUGCUGCUCUUCGAGAGCCCCUCCAGCUUUCCAGCCAUGAAGGCGCCAGGUACCUGGAAGGACUUCAGCACCACCUGCGCGCCGCAGACGGCCUGGCUGCAGGUGGACGCUAGCGGUACGCUCACCCGCGGCACCAGCAACUCUGCUGGUGCUGUCGCCACGGAAGAUACGGCCCUGGCAGGGCAGAGCGGCGGUGUUUGCGUGGUCUCUGCAUGGCAUUUGCCGCCGGCAAGCACCAAAUGGCAACAGCGAACCGCCAAGGUGGUGGCGAUUUGGCCGCAGCCGUGGGCCAGCCUCCGCUACGAGGCCAGCGCCGUGUCGGUGACGCUGGGAGAGCAGCUGCCCGUUUUGAGCCUGGUGCCGCCUGCGGGAGAGGGCUUGCUGAAGCCCUCCAACUUCUUUGUGGCCUGCGACGCCUCGCCGGCUUUGAACUGGUCCUUCGACUCUCUGCUGGGCACUGGGCUGCUGGAGGGCCACUCCUUGCUGGAGGUCUCCGAGGAUGGCGGCAUCUCAAUUUCCCCUGGUGCCGAGAUGUCGGCGAUCUUCGACGCUUUGCCCAGCUUUGGUAGUACCCGCAAGAAGGUGUUUCUGAGCUGCGGGGUCUGGGGCGUCUUUCCCGACGAGUCCCUGGCGCCGGUGAAAGCGAAUUUGAUCAUCGGGGUGCUGGACAAUGUGUGCUGGGUCGCCAAGGCCUUCAAGAGCUUCUACAUCAUGGACGCAGCGAGUUCUGAGGCAGACUGUCGAGCCAACUGCCGGGCGGACGCUAAGUGUCCGAGCUUCCUGUGGGUGGCCGGGGAGUGCCGCAGGCACAUGGCUCAUGCCACCGGCACCACGGUGAACGCCUGGGCCAAGGUCACGGACUGCACGGCGGAGGCGGCGUGCCUGGAGGUGUCCAGCGGCAGCUGGUACUCCUCGGGGCUCUUCUGCCCGGUGACGGCGGAUUUGUUUCGCAGCGACGUGCUGUACCUCAAGGAGGGCGCCACCCCGCAGGAGACGCUGUAUCUCGGCAAGUACGUGGCUGCAAUCGACGGUCCCCUGGACGGUUGCAGCGAUGGGAGUUGGAUCCUUCGCCAGGCUGACUCGAGCAAGGACUACAUCAAGCCAGACUCGGGGGAGGUGGAGCUCGGGGGCACAGUGGUGCAGUGCCUGUCGGGCGGGGUGAGCUUUGGGGUAGCCACCUGCGGGAAGCCCAACAUCACGGAGCCGGAGGAAGGCCUGGCGCCCAUGGUGGUGGACGACCCCCACACCACGGCCCCGGCGGAUUACUGGCUGCACCCUUGCGAGUGCGCGCCAGCGGCCUGGGGCAUGGAGAAGCCCGUCAACCCUGAGUCCUUCGAGUCGGUGCCUGGGAAGAGCGGUAACAAGUUCAUCCCACCGGCCUUCAUGCUGGUGAGCGGGCAGUUCGUGUGCCCUGCGCGGUUUCUGCUGACGAACGGGGUCCACUUCGAGACGGAGACCGAGUCCAUGGAGCGCUCGGAUUGCGAGGCUCGGUGCAAGGCCCAGCAGAGCUGCGUGGUCUUUUGGCAGGGCAACCAGCAGGGCGCCAACACCUGCCGCCUGUACUCGGCGUGCCCCCACCUGGUGCGGGAGCUGGGCCUGGAGGGCAAGCUGGAAGCCGUGCCGCGCUCCCAGGCUUGUCAAGUGGCGGACCCCGAGUUGUGCUGGGCCACCAGCCUGCGCCGGGCCAGCCUCACCGCGGGCCGGGCGCAGCCCUUCUGGUACUGGGAGUUGCACCAGCAGUGCGACGAGCAGCUGCUUCUCGGGGGCGGCGGCGUGGACGCCUGCGCCCGGCCCACCUACCGGGACAUCACCAGUCACGCCUGGGAGCACAAGAUGCAGCUCCCGGACAGCUUUCUGCAUGGCACACAGCUGAAGGUCUCCUGCUGGACGGAGCGCUACAGUGGGCUCAUGGGCUCCGGCGCAGCCAGCGAGGCCACACUGUUCUGUGUGAACGGGCGCUGGUUCAAUGGCCAGAACCAGCCUGAGCUCGGCUCCUUCUCCUGCGAGGCAUGCGUGCAGGUGGGUGGCUCUGGGUACAAGGACCUGGAGCGGCGGAACGAACAGGAGCUGUGGUUCUUCAACCGGAUGAAGCUGAGGCUUUCCACUGAGGUUCUGGACAAGAGCUACACCCAGGCGCAUUGCCUGCGCUUCGGCUCUGGCACGGAAGAUCUGAUGAUGGUGAUGCAGGACACUUGCGAAGCUUCACUCAUCGUGAAUUUCACGGGCAUCACCGACAGUGACAGCCGCGAGGUGAAGUUCCUGGAUCUGGUGGACGGCCGCGCCCAGUGCCUGGCGGAGUCUAUGUCGGGGGACCUCCCCAUAGCCAUCCACCAGAACUGCAGCCCCGCAGACGCGGCGCAGCAGAUUCCCAUAGAUGACUUGCCCGGCCUGCUGUGGAGGAUCCACACCAAGCACCACGAGGAGGCGGGGCACCGUCUCCGCAACGCCAUGGUGGACUGCUGGGGUCGGGGCGCCGUGGGCAAAGUGGACAUGCAGCACCUCUUCAAUACCAAUCCGGCCCAGACCGAAGGUUUCGUUGGACGCGCCACGUUUCCGGCGAACUUGCACGUGACCAGCCACGCCGGCACUUGGACAUACGUAUCCGGGUUGAAGUAUGGUUGGGCCAAGAAUGACUACUACCCUGAGGCUACCAGGGUUCGCGCCUGCAUCACCUUUAGUGAUAGUGCAACCUCGGGGAGCCUGCAGCUGCGGAUGAUCCAUGCAAGCGGCGCUGUGCAGUUCACGGACUCCUUUGUGAACACCUACUCUGGCACACAGCUGUUUCACCACAAGUGCGGCGUUUGGCACGACUUGUCAAGCGUCUACUGCGGCUGGGGCUGGGAUAAUUCCUGCGCACUGCAAUGGAAGUAUCAUGCAGGGGCGGACGUGUACAUCAAGAGCUUUGAGCUUGAGAUGGGCAGCAACGACCCCGCACACUCGCGGGCCUUUCGGGGACGCUUCGACCUGCCCGUGCACUUUGACCAGGUGGUGGCUGCAAACAGCUGGUAUCAAAUCGGAUACUACGAGAGUUGGAAGCGUGUGAACACAGGCCUGGCCACGUGGUCUUACCCGGACGCCAAGUACAUCCGCUCUUGCAUCGUUUUCACGGACAAGUCUGCCGGCGGCAACCUGGUCGUGGCCAUGAAGAGCGACAACGGGGUCGUGCAGUUCCAGGACACCUUCACCGGUACCUGGUCGAACAAUGGACUGGUGCACUCGGACUGCGGUGCAUGGCACCCCAUCAGCGAUGUCAGUGGCUGCGGUUUCGGCUGGGGUGCCACCUGCCAACCCGAGAUCAAGCACACUGAAGGUGUGCAUGUGAAAGUGUGGCAGCUUGAUCUGGAGAUGAAGAGCGACGACCCCAACGUGAACACUGCCUUUUUGGGCCGGGUGAGUUUGGACGCGACAACUCACAUCGCCACCAACCCCGCGGUGACCAGCACCUGGUUCCGCAUCAGCGACCCCGGGAUCUUCAUCGAUGCCAACGACUAUCCCACAGCCACCGAGUUCCGAGCCUGCGUGGCCUUCACCGACAAUGGCCAAGGGGGCGGAGGACGCUUCCGUCAGACGCAGCAGGGCGGCAGCGCGACCCUGGCAGCGAGCAGCGUCUGCCGAGGCCAUGCAAACGUGCUGCGGGAGCUCUUUCAAUGCCGAGCCUGCGAUCAAGCUGCGUCAGAUGGCGCAACCGCGCUGCACUUGGCAGCCAUGGGCGGCCACGUUGCAGCCAGCCAGGUCUUGUUGGAAGCGCGGGCAGAUGCGCUGGCCUCUGCUGGGCGGCUCACAGCGAUGCAUCUUGCAGCCAGCCGUGGUCACAUCUCCUUGCUCCGACUCCUUCGCUCGGAGCCAGGGAAAGGAAGGCAACAUACCGGCCAUCAGCGCUGGAGUCUGCCAUUUCAGGCCGAUGCAUUGCUGCAGGCGGACGCCGGCAGCGGACGGGCGCGGCCAUGGUCGCCUAAGGAUUGUUUCAAAUUUUGCGGCGCCCUCCAGGGUGAGCACGUGUUCACAGGUGCCGGACAGGCAAAUGCGGGACACACAUGGAGACUGCCCUGA